CGGUUUUGUACUGCAGAUGAGUCCGUGGGUGAGAAGGAUGAACUCAGGGAAUGGCACAAAGAAGAAAGUCUGCAGGCAGCAACGGCAGCAGCGUCAAGUGAAUGACAUGGUCGCUUGUGAUGCUGAUACACUGACUGAGAUUAAAGGUCUAUUCAGUAAAUUUAGAACCUAUCUCAAACCGUCCAAUGGCGAGUGGUGCAUCCCAAAUACUAGCGUGACCCUUAGUUAUUCUGCAAAAGUUCCUAAUUGCCGCCUUCAAGCCCUGAAGGUGUCACUUAAUGAUGUGAAGAACCAGCUCAGUGAUAAGAACCUCCAAGUCUGGCAUGAGCACACCAACUCUACUAACCGGGCCGGUAAGGUCAUUGCCACCGUGCGAUCCACUGCCAACGUGGAAAUCUGCACUCAGGCAUGGUGCAAGUUCUAUGAGGUCCUUGGAACCUUCCGUCUUCUUCCUGAGGUGGCGCUCCACUCUGGGGAGCUAAACACGGUUCACCUGUGUGAAGCGCCCGGGGCUUUCAUUAGCGCCCUGAACCACUACAUCAAAACCAGCGAGUCCACACGCUACUGUGACUGGAGCUGGGCCGCCAACACGCUCAACCCCUACCACGAGGCCAAUGCGGGGGGCACAACCAUCACAGAUGAUCGGUUGAUUGCCAACACUCUGCCAUGGUGGUUCUUUGGCUCGGAUAACACGGGUGACAUCAUGGUCCAGAAGCAUCUUCUGGAGUUGCAGACAUUUGUAGCAAACAUGCAUAGAGUUGAUUUGGUGACGGCAGAUGGUAGUAUUAACUGUCAGGAGAACCCCGAUGAGCAAGAGGCGCUGGUGGCCCCACUGCAUUACUGCGAGGUCACGGCCGCUUUGCUGCUCCUGAGCCCUGGUGGCUCCUUUGUGGUCAAAAUGUUCACUCUGUUUGAGCAUUCUUCAAUCUGCUUGCUCUACCUGCUCAACUGCUGUUUCUGCUAUGUCAGCGUCUUCAAACCUGCUACCAGCAAAGCGGGGAACUCAGAAGUUUACGUUGUGUGCCUUGACUAUCACAGCAAAGAAGCUGUGAGGCCCCUGCUCUCCAAACUCAUUCGGAAUUACGGACCACAUCUGGCGGGGCGAGAUGCGCUUUUCCCAGAAUCUUCAAUUCCACCGUCAUUCCUUACACAGCACGAGGAGAUGUGCACGUACUUUCACUCUCUGCAGGUGGAGACCAUCACAGAAAACUUGAGGUUGUUUGAAGGAGUGAGCACAGAGCAGAGGGAGAGGCUCAACUACAUCAGGGAUUGUACGGCUCAGGAAUACCUGCAGCGAUUCCAGGUGACUUUCCUCCCUCGAAGUCGGUGGAUCUCCCGUAACACCAUCAGACCUGCCUGCUGCCGUGUUUCUGCAGACAGCCUUCUGGGACAGAAGAAGCAAACAGGCUCCUUCAAUGAGCGGAGGGAAUUGCAGACCCUGAGCUGGAGGGAGCGUGUGGAGAGGGGUUGCCAUGCCAGCUGGAUACAGCAACACGGCGGUGCAACUGAUGGGCCGCCCUGCGUGCUGCAAGGACCACUGGUCAGCUCUCACGUGGAUUCCUGGUACGUUAUUGAGGGUGCAGCACUGCCUGCUGUCAAAAACUCUCCAUUCUGUGCUACAGUCUUGUUGAAUCACUUGAAUGAAACACUGGUGGCCUCAGCUGGGAAUGUAACAGUGGACUUGAAUCAUCUGCCUCCAUGUAAAUCAUGCCACACGGUUAAUGCCGCUUCCAUCUUGUCGGACGUGGCAGGUCUUUGUACUGACAAUGAAAGGAACAAAAAGAAAAGGCACUGUCUGGUGUUUGGCAGCCGCUCAGUUUGGGAAGCUUGUGGCAUCUGUAAUGGGGAUUUGGUCCUAAUGUUUCCAUCGGAGUGUUCGAAUCCUCAAGGAAGUUACAGCGUACUGCAUGACGCCGCACCCCAGUACCAGCAUCAGCUCGUUAGCUGCAUUGUAUUGUCACUGCAGAGGCUGACGUCUGGGGAUGCACUGCUGCUGCCUGUGUCGUCUGCACUCAGCCGUGUCUCAGCUGCGCUGUUGCUCUGCUUGCACGCCUGUUUUCGCUUAGUGACAUUCAGGUGCCCACCCCCUUCCGGCCUGGUCGGAGCGGUCCUUGUCUGCGUGGGCUUUUGCCCCCAAGCUGCAAGCCAUAUACUCCCAGCGCUGACUGAUGUCCAUAACCGUAUUAGUGGGCAGCUAAAAGGAGAGGAUACAGAUGAAAGACAGUCGGGGGGUGACACUCAGGUGCUCCAAUUUGUGCCCAUGGAGGAAAUGCUCACUGGAGGAGUGACCGACUUCUUGUGGACUAUGAACUCUGAAAUCAUUCGACAUAGGUUGCAUUUGCUCAUGCAGGCAAAGGACGGACUUUAAAAUGCCAUGUUUUUUUAUUUUUGAUCACAAAAUAAUUUUUGUGGAGACUAUUUUAAUACUACUUUUGCAGAUUUAGGCUUAGUCCAUAAUCGACAUACAGUGAAACCUCUAGGCCAGAAACAAUCAAUUGUAAAAGUUAAAGAGGGGCGACAUGGCCUAAAAUCUAUAUCGCAAUAUAUAUUGCAGCCUCCUGUGAUAACCAUUUACAUCACAGUAUAUUAUUUGGUAUGUACAUGAUAAUAGAACCAAUUGUAAAAUGGGUUAUAAAGGCUCCUAAUUUGGCUUGAUGUAUGAGGUAACAUUUUGUGUCAUUUCCAGUUGUAUUAGUUUCUCAAAGCUAUUAUUAUUCUACCUGUUAAUAUCUGGUUACUUCCUGUCGUAACAUGGUUCUAUCUACACUUCUGUUAAAAUGUAAUACGCACUCAUUAUUCUGUUUAGUUUUGGGUGGUACUACCAAUUUGUAGUAGUUACAGGGGCAGUAUUGUCUAUAUCAAGGCUAAUACUGAUCAUUACAAUAUUCAAGAUCAUUAAAUGAUUACAUUUUUGAUCCUAAUUAUAAUCAGACAAAAACAGGAUGGUGGCGUAACAAUAUAAUUGAAAUUAGGGCUGCAACUAACGAUUAAUUUGAUAAUCGAUUAAUCUGUCGAUUAUUACUUCGAUUAAUAAUCGGAUAAAAGAGACAAACUGCAUUUCUAUCCUUUCCAGUGUUUUCUUGAAAACCCCCCCCAGCAUACUGGCACCAUACUUAUUUUGAUUAUUGUUUCUCAGCUGUUUGUACAUGUUGCAGUUUAUAAAUAAAGAUUUAUAUAAAAAAAAAAAAAAUUGCCUCUGCGCAUAGCAUAGCAUAGAUCCAACGAAUCAAUGACUAAAUUAAUCACCAACUAUUUUUAUAAUCGAUUUUAAUCGAUUAGUUGUUGCAGCCUUAAUUGAAAUAUUUAAAUUGUUUCCAUCUUUUGCCUCUGAUUUAAACAAUUAGUUUUUUUUUGGUUUUAAAGUCCUCCUGUGUACAGGGACUUAUUUUCUGAGUUUGUGAACAAUAACAAAAAUGACAAAACAUUUUGUGAUGAUAAAAGAUAUCCAUCAAAUCACUGUAGUAUCGACCAUAUACUGAUACUGGGUAUCGUUACUACCGGUAUUUAUAUUGAUUCGCCCACCUUUGCUUACGCUCAAGAGCUCCAGUUUAGCGGUUAGCAUGGCUUAUUGUAUCCUCCUACGCUGUGUAGGUUAGCAUGUUCAGCUAUUCCUUGUCUUCCAGUGAUAAUAGUACUUGGAAUAAACAUAGUUUAAUUGCUACCAUGGAGGCGAAGAUUACCUACUUAAAAGCAGCUUUGCACUGGAAGGAAGUUAUCCGCCAGCGCCACAGUGCUUUGAGGAAGCGGUCGUUCUCCUGAGCUGCCAAAUUUGUGGCAUGUGUCAUCAACAUGCAUUUUCACGAUAUGACGAUGGUAUUAAAAGCUCUAUCGUCGGCCAAAUUUAUAUCAUUUAUAUUGUCUAUGUCGCGCAACCCUAAUGGAAAUAUCAACUUAAACUGUUCCCGAGUUUAACUGUCCCGAUAUUAUAACCUUUAACUGUAAAAACAAUAUUUAAAGUUACAUUUUAAAAUUCUUUACAAUAAACAAGUGUGAAAUUGGGCAAACACCAUAUAUGGUAGUGUAUUGUAUAAAAAUAAACCUAACUUUAUAAAUUUGGCACACUUAAGUUUGAAUUGAAAUUCAGUUUUCUUACUUUGAAUGUGCGUAUUUUCUUCAUCUCCUCAAGGUCUUCACCUAAAAUCAUUUGCUGAAACUACUCCUAAUUUGGGAAUAAGUGUCGGAAGAAAGUCACAUAAAUCAAAAGCAAAACAAUGCUGAGUUUAGGAGUCAUACUUUGCCUCAAUGUGUUUGAUUGAAGUCCAAACUGUUAGUGCUCAUGUGCAAUUGACUUUAGAGGUUCUACUGUGUUACUGUGUAUUUUUAAACAGACUUUUUAUUGUUUUGUUUUUUUUAACUUAAGUUGAUGUCAUGAAAAACCAUAUGUGGGUUACUACUAAUGAUCAAAAUGAACAAUUUGGGUUACAGAUAUGCAAGAUUCAAUAGCAAUAUUGUUGCAAUUGUGUUUGGAUAAAGAUUAAUAAAAAAACUCUUAUACAUUGUGAGUAUUAUUAUACGUUUAUUAUUAUUAGUAGUAUUUGUUGUUUUCCAUCAGUUCCUUGUUUUGUUCAAAAACUGCCAUGAGUAUUAUUUCUAAAAUACACGUCCAAAAACAGCUUAAACAAAAGACCCUAUUGACUCGAAUACAAGACCCCUCUUUUAAGAUCCAUUUUGGGAAAGACAUUUAAGACAAGAUUUUGAUUUGCAAUAAAGAAGAUAGCACAUUUUGUACCUGCUUGCUUAAUUGAUCACUAUUAUCCUGGAGUUAGCGUUAUAACUCUUGUGCGCGUGUGAUAAAAGUUUCUUCCAUCAGAACUCAUGCAAAAAUAUAUUCACUGAAGGCUUUUAGGGAAGAU
Nerophis lumbriciformis (worm pipefish) is the source of this 4853-nucleotide messenger RNA. It is a transcript of the gene cmtr2, whose product is annotated as cap methyltransferase 2. The record is from RefSeq and is a predicted model, not a curated record. NCBI's taxonomy places the organism in Eukaryota, Metazoa, Chordata, Actinopteri, Syngnathiformes, Syngnathidae. Gene Ontology annotation, biological process: 7-methylguanosine mRNA capping; methylation. Gene Ontology annotation, molecular function: methyltransferase cap1 activity. Gene Ontology annotation, cellular component: cytoplasm; nucleus.